Suillus subaureus is the source of this 330-nucleotide messenger RNA. RefSeq lists its product as uncharacterized. The transcript is spliced from 2 exons. The coding region runs from base 1 to 330 and encodes 109 amino acids. Lineage: Eukaryota; Fungi; Basidiomycota; Agaricomycetes; Boletales; Suillaceae. The record is from RefSeq and is a predicted model, not a curated record.
AUGCUGCAGGUCAACAAGGAGAUACCAUCUGCUAUUGAAGAUGUUGAAGAAGGUCUCCCACUUUUAGAGAACCACCAGGACUUGCUUUAUGAUGAGGAGAAUAACAGCACAUACUAUAUGGGCAGGGUGGGUGGUAGACUUGGCCUUGAGGCUGAUAUCUAUGCAGGUGAUGAGCAUUUGCAUCAGCUAGAGAGUCUUGUGCAUGAUGAUGAGUCUGAAACCAUGAGUGGCAUUGAUAAAGACAUUGUUGGACUGGACCAUGAUGGUUUAGUCAUAUGGGAGUUUUCUGACAACUCAGAUGGUGAUGUGGAUGAGAUGGACAAAUGGUGA